AUCUAAUACGAUUACUGUACGAGCCCAGGCAAGGCUACUUCAGUCAAUUCAACUCAGCGAAGCGUUCCGCGAAGCUCGCACCGUCGGAGCUCGGAAAUUCACUCUGCAAAGUAUCAACGCGUCGACACCAUACAUGAUAGGCAAAUAUGGAAGUAGGGAUGCUGCAUAGGGGCCAGGCGUUGCAUGGUCGAACAAGAGAGUAAAGACUGAAGUCGAGUGUUGCACGCGCGACAAGGAAGAUGCAGCUGCUCCAGCAAUUUGCGGCAGUGGUCUUCUCGCUGCUGUUGCUACUUGCAACGGGGAUCUUUUUGCUUCGCGGCAGGAUAUGGUACCAUAUCCGCAAAGCCGCGGGGUUCGAGGUGUUCCAGGCAGAGCGCCUCAGCCUAGCGGGGUGCCGCCGCCUGCGGGUGGAACUGCGCAAGGGCCCUGUUCGGCUCAUCACGCUGGAGUCGGCGAGUGUGCUGCGCUGGCGCGAGGAUGCAGAACGGGGCGCCAUGGGGCAGCUGGCUGUGCUGCUCACGCUGCUGCGCCUGUUAGCGGCGGCGCUGCUGGGAGGCGCCUGGGCUAGCGGGCCAAAGCCGGGAGCGGCCCUGGCUCAGGUCACGUUGCAGGGCCUGGAGCUGCACCUCGCCGCGAAGGCUCCGGGAGGCGCACCUGGCAAGGCGCCUGCAAAAGCCCGCAGCGGCAGGGGCACCAAGGGCGGGAAACACGCAGGUGCGGCCCAGCCGCCUCCCUCCCUGCCAGCGCCGCUAUUGCGGGUGCUGCCGAUGCUCAAGCUCAAGCUGCGGGACAUCCGCAUCUGCAGCCCUGGCACCGCCACUGUCACCGCCGCAGCUCCGCCUCCCCAGCCGUCUGGAGCACCACAGCCGUCCCAGCCAGUGCCGGGGCCCCUGGAGGUCUCCGUGGCCGCCGUGGAGCUGGGUGCCACACGCGCCGACAAGCCCAGCGUGGGCGGCGCCGCCCCGCAGGGCCCUGCACGCCUAGCCAGUCUGCUGAGCCCACAGACCAGCAUGCUGCUGCGCCAGUUCAGCGCCGAGCCGCUGGACGCCCUGGGGGCGGCGGCGGGGGGCAUCAGCAGCGGCGGCCGUGGCGCAGACACGGCUGGCCAGUCGGUCUCCGUGUCGUCGGGCCGGCCGCUGACCGUGAGCCUGCAGGUCAGCGGCAUCGAGGUGGUGGUGCAGCAGCCAAGCCAGCAGGGCCAGGGGCAGACGGCGACACAGCAGCAAGGGCAACACGAGCGGCGCCCGCUGCUGUCCGCCAGCUGCCCGGCGGUGAUGGUCACCGGCAGCUUCGGUGUCGGGGCAAGGCCCUGGUCCACCCGGCGCGGCCAGCUGCUGUCGACCCACGUGGACGUGCGGCAGGUGGAGGUGACGUGCCAUGCAGGUGCGCAGGAGGGCGGCCACGUGUUCGUGGCGGCUGCGGACGACGCGGCGGCAACCAACCUGUCGCUGGCGGCAGCGCUGGCGGCCCUGGCUAGCCUGGGUAGCCGCAGGAAAGGAAAGCGCGCCGACGCGGCGGGAGCUGACGUGUCUGCGCCGGGCGCGUCACGACCAGUGCCGCGGCUGCCGACGUCGCUCGGCUCCUCUCCCAGCAAGAUGCCGGCGACGACCCAGGAGCCGGCGAGCGGCGAUGCGGAGACAGCAACCUCAAUGCUCAAGCAGAAGGUCGCGGCGGCUUUGAGCCGCCUGGGCUUUGCACUGCCAGAAGAGGCAUCAUUGCGGCUGGAGGGCGUGGUGGGCUUGAUUUGGUUGCGUGCCGGUGAGGCGCCGGCUGCAGCUGCAGCUGGGGCCGGCCCCGGCGGAAUCCACGCGGCUUGUGUCCAAGUGGCGCUCGGCCCCAGUGAGGUGGUGGUGUGCGGCGCAGCUGCCCCUCAGCCCGCCUACACGGCAGCCACCUCGGCGGAGCCUGAUGCUGCCCCCCAGGCAGCGCCCGAGCAGUCCCUGGUGGCGGUGGCGGUGGAGCUGGGCCCGGCGGCGCUGAUGGCGGGGGCCGCGGCGCUGUUCAGCGGGCCGGACCAGGCGGCGCGGGCGCUGGAGGUGGCGCCGCUGCACCUGGGCCUGCCGCGACUGGGCCUCACAGCCGCCGUCACCGUGCCGGCGCUGCCGCCAAACACUGACAGCGGCAGCGGCAGCAAUGCCCGGUUCCUGGCCAGGCGUGCCAGUGCCCCGCUGGUACGGUACCGGGUGUGUCUGGGACUGGACCUGCCGGGUUCGGUGCUGAACCUGCGCCCGGCAACACCAACAGCGGUGCCAGCAGCUGCCGCGGCGCAGCAGGCGCACGACUCCAGGGUCAUGUCGGCGCCCGAACGGGUCGUGUACAGUGUGGCGCUGAGGGGCGUGAGCGCCAGUGCGGAGGUGUCGUUUAGCGGCCCGCGGCCCGUGCCGCCGGGCAAGACGAUUGCCGCUCUCCCCGAGCCGGGCCGCUCGGCGGCUGCGCCCGCGCCGCCCUGCCAGUCAGCAACUGGGUUGUCGGCUGCCUCGGCGGGCGGGCCGUCUGCAGCUGAGGCGCCUGCGGGCGGCGGCCAGCAGGCGGCGGGGCUGCAGCACCUGGGCGACAGCGGCCUGCAGCGCCAGAUGCAGGUACACAGGCGGCAGAAGUCGGCUGGCGUCGGCGUGGGGCCAGAUGGCGGGUCGGCCGCUACCACGCCGCCGCAGCUCAGCCGCGCGGCUUCCGAGCCGCUUGGAGCAGCCGCCGCGGCGGUGCCGGGCCAGCCCGAAGACAGCGCCGCUGACGCAGGCGCCGCCGCAGCCGACCCGCUGCCCGCGGCGGAGUCAGCGGCCGACUUGACGACGGGAGUGUCUGCACCGGCCUCCGCUUUUGAGGGCGCCGGCAGCAGCGGUCAGGAGGUUGCGCGGCUCAGCACUGGUGCCGGAAGUGGCGCUCUGACGGCGGGCGGCGACUCGACAUCACUGGGCGCUGUCCAGCAGCCACCGGGCGCGCCGGCGCCGGCCGACGGCGACACCGCGGCGUCAUCAACAGUGGGCCGCCAACCCUCAGCCGUACUGGAGUCGCCAGCUGGGCAGUCGGAUGACGUGCGGGGCCAGCCGGCCGCUGCAGCCACUGCCACCGCCGCGGCCGACGCCCCUCCGGCUCUAGCCCUGGAGCUGACCCUGGAGUCACUGGAGGUCAAGGCCGUCAGCAGCAACAGCGCAGGCGAGCCCAAGGCGGGCUCGGCAGCGGUGCCGCCUGCGUUGCUACUACAGCGGACCGUGUUCACGGCUUCAGGUGCCUUGGCGCCGCUGCCGUCCGCUGCCGGCGCCGCUGCCGCUACUGCUUCCGCAGCUGACGCGGCUGGUGGCACAGCGGACAUCCUGGCGCUGGAUGCGGCUCUGCGGUUGGGCCGACUGGAUGUGGAGCUGCUGCCCGAGCGCCUGCCGGCCCUGGCGGCCGCGGCUGCCUACGCGGCCGGCGUGGCGGCGGCAGCGGCCUCAGCAGCCAAGACAUCUACAGCCGCAGCAGCAGCUGCAGCGGCGGCUGCAGCGGCAGCGCAACACAGCCCCUUCCUUCGCUCAUCAGCGGCAGGAGUUGCGGCUGAGGCGCUUCUGAAGAGCGCCGCGGCGACGUUCGCAUCACAGACCGCGCCGGCUGCACCGGCUGGCGCGGCUGCUGUGCCGGCAGGCGGGUCUGGGCAGGAGGGCAAGGCACGCCGGCGGCGGCUGGUGGCUGCGCGGCUGGCUAGCCUGGUUCUGGAGUCGGGCCAGGGGUUGCGGCUGGCGCUGCACGGCGCGGUGCCGCUGGACCCCAGGUACCGCCGGGCGGUGGCGGCUGCGCGGGGCGGCGAGGCCGGCGGCGCUGCCACUGGUGACCAGCGGACAGGAGAGAAGGCGGCUGGGGCAGUGUUGGGCGAGGGCGGGUCCCCGGCACCAGCAGCCGCAGCCGUAGCAGCAGCAACAGCAGCAGCAGCACCAGCUGCAGCCGCAGCCAAGGUCCUGGAGUUUGGGCUGUCGUCGCUGCGCGUCAACAUGUGGGGCGCGGUUGAGGGCGGCCCGGGCGCAGGCGCGGUCCCCGCCGUGACCGAGCUGUCCAUCCACAACAUCAGCGUCGGCGUACUGCAUGCGGCGCGGCCCACGAACACAAGCAACACUGCUGCCGCCGCCGCCGCCCCGGAGCGGCAACAGCUGCUGCGGCUGGACCGGCUGAAGCUUGUGUCAUGCAUGCCGGUGGUUGUGGGCGGUGCCGCACGUGCGGGCACCGAGGCGGGCACACCGCUGCAGCGCGUCGAAUUGCGCGGAGCUCGGCUGCAUGUGGACGUGGAUGUGGCGCUGCUGGCCCUGGCGCUGGCCGGCAGCUGGCUGGCCCUGGCGGCGGACGCCGCGGCGGAGCGGUUGCGGGGCCGUCGCGCCGUCGUGUGUGUUGCCGCAGGCGGCGCAUCUACAUCCGUACAGGCACAGGCGGCAGAUGGGUCGGGCAACAAGGGCAGCAAGAGUGCCAGCACUGUGGCUACGGCGCCAAAGGCGAGCCGCCGCCGUGUGCUCGAGCUGCGGGCGUUGGACGUGGAGGCCAAUGUCUGUGUGGGCGCAUCUGAUGUCGUGACGGUGGCGGUGCGCGAGGUCCGCGGCAGCAGUGCCCUGGGCGGCGCGACCGUGGAGGGUGCCGCCGUCCGCGUGAAUGGGAAAAGGCUUCUGGAUGUGGAGUUCCUGUCCGCAGGCGGCCCCGCCGCUGCCCGGCCCCACACAUCCCACCAUACGCCCACGCCCUCGGACUCGGAUGCCGAUCCCUCCGUGUUCCGGACCGCGGAAAUGACCAGUGCUGGUGAGGCCGCUGCCGUCAGUGGCCGCCGCCACCACCGCAAGACGAGCAGCGUGCUCGACAUUGCGGCCGCUGGGCUGGCGGCGCCGUCGGAGCAGUCGGUACGCGGGGCGUCCCAGCCCGCCCGCAGCAAGGGCGUCCUGCGGUCGCGGCCGCACGCCGGCUCGCUGCAGCCAUGGGCGGCGCUGUGCGCUCCGCCGGUGUGGGCGUCAGUGAAGUGCGCAGACGCCGCUGCCACUGCCGGUGUGGGCGGUGCGGCAGACGCCGGUGCGGCACACGGCGCGAAGCGGCAGCCUGCGGUCGAUGCCAAGAGCCCGCUUGCCCGCGGUGCCAGUGAGGCCCGGCGCCAGGCCGCCCGCGCCCGCUUCCAGCUGCCGCCCGCGGCCCCCGCCUCCGCGUCCUCUGCUGGCCCGCAGGCUGCGGCACCGCAGCCGGGCGAGGGCACUGCCGCGGGGCCGGCCACGGGUUCGGCUGCAAUCAAGUCGGUGGCCCUGGCGCUGUACGGCGCCACGCUCACGGUGGCCCACGACGAGUCCGCCGCGCGCGUGUAUGUGGUGGGCGAGCUGUGGUCGCGGGCGGUCAAGCAGGUGGUGGGGCCGCGGCUGGCGGAGCUUAGGUCCAGCUUGCAGCGACUCAAGGGCAGCAGCAAGACCGCGGGCAGCGCCAAGGGCGGCGGCAGCCAGGCCGCUGACCACGCGGAGGGCCUUGCGGCUGGCGCUGGCGCUGGCGCUGGUGCCCCCGGCCGCGUCAAGGACAAGCCGCACGUGGAGGUGUUGUUGGACGUGCGGCGGCUGGCGGUGGUGGUGGAGCACCAGCCGCUAGAGGGCUGGCUGGCGGCACACGGCGGCGCGCUGCAGGCCACGGCAACACAGCGGCACCUGUACGAGCGGCUUGUGUCCAGCUACGCGGGCUCCUGGGCGAUCAAGGCGCGUAAGGACGCGGCGACGGCCGCAGCAGCUGCCGGUCUAGACAGCCUGUCCUCCCUGUCCCCACUGGGCCUGGAGGCGACAGCGCCCACACACAAGCACCGCCACAAGCGCAGGUUGAGCUCCAGCAGCGGUAGCAGCACCACCAGCAGUAGUAGGAGCAGCAGUAGCAGCUCAUCCGGCAGCAGCCCCAGCAGCAGCAGCAGUAGCAGCAGCAGCGACAGUGAGAGUGAUGUGCGCAAGAGGCAGAAGGGCCCGCCGGGCACUGGCGAUAAGGCCCGCGAACAGCCGACUGCGGCGGCCUCGGGCAAGGCCCACCACCACCAUCACCACCGGUCUGAAGAGUGGGAGCGGGCGAUGCGGGACGUGUCUGCCUCCUACGUGGCGGUCUGCCGCGCCCUGGAGUCCACGGCCGCCAUGAUGUCAGCAGCCGCGGCGGCGCCUGGCACAGGCCACGGCGGCUCCGGCUCCGGCAAGACAGCUGCUGCGUCCGGCCCGGCCGCUGGCAAUGCGGCUUCCACCGCUGGCGACGCAAGCCCGGUUUCGAGCGUGGCUGCGGCCGCUGCGGCGUUUGGCGGCUUCGGCAGCGGCGGCUGCUUCAAGUCGUGUCCGGGCGGUGCGCUGCUGCAUGUGCUGGCGUCUGAGGCGCAGGUCUGUCUUGUGGUAGCGCCGGCGGGCUGCAAUGCAGGUCGCCAGGUGGCUGAGGGCGUCAUCAGCCGGCUGGACUCGCCGGCGGUGGCGGGCGUCACCUUUGAGCGCGUGGUAGCGGUGUCGCUGGACGCGGCGGUGGCGGACCUGCAGGUCACCAUGGCCGGCUGCGGCAGCCCCCUGGCGCCUUCACCGCUGCUGCGGGCCAGCCAGGUGGCGCUGGCGGGCUGGAUCAUACGGGCGAGGCAGCUGGCGGCGCCGCCCCGCACCACACCUGUGCCGCUGCUGUGGCCGGUGGGUCGGGACCAUGCGGCGCCGGUGCCCACGCCGAUGCGCUUCACGCGGCCCAACAUGAAGACCUACACCGACCUGCGUGUGGAGGCGGAUGGCGCGAACGCGGCGUUCAGCACAGCGCUGGAGCCCGCCCUGGCGCAGUUGACCAAGGCCCUGAAGGCGCGCGUCAUCCCGCCUGCGCCAAAUCUGCUGCUGCCCAGCGGCCGCGUGGGGCCGCCUGCUCACAGCCCCGGCGCCGGCACGGCGGGAUCCGGCGGCGGUGGCGGCGGCGGCGUGGACGCCAGCCCGUCGGGUUUGCCGCCCUGGGACAACAUCCGCUACGUGUGGCGCGGCGGGCUCAAGGUGAUGGUGCGCAACUUCACGGCGCUGAUGGCUCUGCCGCCCGGCCCCGCCAGUGGCGACCUGCCGCUGGACCCGCUGACGGACCCGCGGCUGGCGCUGACGGCGGCCACCCUGGGCGUGUCUCUGGGCGGCGGCGGGCGCACGGACGUGACCAUCACCUCGCUGGCGGUGGUGGGGCACGUGCAGGGACCGGGCAGGGGGCCAGGGGACGAGCUGGUGGAGCUGCCCAUCCUGGCCCUGCCGCUGCUCAACACCAGCCUGCACGCCGCCUUCAAACAGCCCAGCCCCACGCCCUACGCCUUCCCGCUGCUGCGCGCACCCGCACCCGCGGGCGCCAUACAGGAGCCUGUGGACGUGCCCGGCCUGAUGCGUUCCACCGGCUGGUCCCUGGGCCUGGACAUAUCGCUCGCCCGGGACGCCGCAGCACACAUGCAGCAGCAGCAACAGCAACAACAACAGUUGCACGGCAGCCCCCUAUCGGCCUCACACGGCGCACCGGCGGGCGCGGCGGCGGACCACCUGGCCUUGACGCUGCCGGCGCUGCAGGCGGCCACGGCCAGUGACGCACUGCCGCGCAUCUUCAUCGGGGAGCUGCAGGUGCGGCUGGUGAUGGACAUGGUGCGGGGCCUGGCGGGCGGCGCGCCCGUCACAACACGUGGCGCCUGGAAGCGGCGCACCUGCUAUGAGCCGCCGCGGCCGCGCGGUGGUCGCGGUGGCAGUUUGGGUGCUCUGCUGCAGCGCACCGAAAUCAGCCUGUGCAGUGACGUGGUGGACAUUGCGCAUGACGCGCAGGACCCGGCCGACCCUGCAGACAUGGUGUACCUGCGGCUUCACAACGUGCGCUACGCCAACUCCUUCACCUACACCAAGGGCACUCGUACGCUGGUCCGCAGCAACGGCGUUGUGUCGGUGCGGCCCACCUCGCGGCCGAUCAUGACGGCGCUUAGCGUGGAGGCCUUUGACAUUCGCCUGCUGCUGCCGCCCGGACCCGGGGACGGCCCGCUGGGACCACAUGCGGCGCCAGCCGGGCCAAAGCAUGGCCGCGCUGGCAGUGGUGUGGUGGACCGUGGCGGCCUCAGCACUCGCGGGUUCGGGUCCGGGCUGAUCGCGGCGUGCGACUGCCUGCUGCUCAAACAGGGCUCGCCCGAACCCGCGGAAGCUGCGGCCGGGCCUGGGGCCAGCGGCCCCCAGGCUCCGCCGACGGCGACCAGUCGGCCCAUCCGCAUCAUUGUGCAAGACGUGCAGGUUCUGUGCACCAGUGACACCCGGGACGCGGUAAUCUCCACAACGGCGCACAUCAUGGAGGCUUUCACACGGAGCCCGGCUGCUCCUGCGCGCCAGUCGGCAGCGGCGGCACCCGGGGGCGCUGGCAGCAAGGGCAUCGGCGCGGCAGAGGCCGGCUCUGAUAGCGGCAUACAGGGGGCGCCCGGCGACGUGUCUGCACAGCUGGGGGGUGCCGUAUUGGCGGGCGCGCGUGACGGCGAGACCGCGGUCGCUGGCAUUGGACUAGCCAACAGCAGUGGCCCUGGGACCGCGGCGUCGUCGGGCAUGGGCCCGUCCUGGAUGUCGUCCUCGCUGUCCCACAGCAGCGAGGCGGAGCUGCUGGCGGAGGCCGAGGUGGAGCCGCGGGUGGUGGCGGCGGAGAUGGCGCUGGUGGCGCUGCUGCGGCAGCAGAACGAAACGCGCAGGGCGGAGGCGCGCAAGCGGCAUCUGCACCGGCCCUCCAUGUCCAUUGCCUCGGGCGCCACGGGCGGCAGCGGCGACGGCGGCUCGGACGACGAGGACGAGGCGGCCCGGGUGGCGGUGGUGCUGGACCCGGCCGAUGUGCUGGCAGCAGACCCAGAGCUCAUGGAGGCCGCGGCAGGAGGUGCGGCCGUGCGGGGCCAGGCGGACGGCGCGGCCGCCGGCACCGGCACCGGCGGCAGCAGUGCGCCAGCGGUGGCGGGGGCCAGGGCGGCGCAGGAUCCCCGCGAGAUGAUCACCACAUACGAGGUCGAGUUUGUGCGGGUCCAGGUCGGCCUGCUGGCGGACCCCGGCGCGGGCGCGGGCUGGGGCUCCUGCAUUGUUCUGGGAGCCGACAGCGCCCUGCUGCGCGGCCAGCGGACCUCGGCCGGCGCGCUGGCGGCUGGGGUGCCCGGCUCCAAGCUGCUCACCUUUGAGGUCGAGACGCUGCAGGCCUACGCAGCACGCGUGGAGCCGUCACAACGGGAUGUGUCCACCUACGGCGGAACCGGGUUGGUGAAGCAGAGCUUCUCGCCUCUGUCAGACAGCCUGGCUAUCAGCGCGCCCCUGGCAGGGGCAGCCGCGCCAGCUGUCCCGACGGCGGCAGCACUGCCACAGGGGUGGCCAACGGCUGGGCUUGGAGUGGAGCGCGAGAGUACUGAGGCAGGCGCGGGCCUGGUCGGCGGCCCGGCAGCGGCGGUCGGCCCGGUCACGUGGCUACGUGUCGUUAAUGGCACCCUGGUGCCUCCGAGCUUCUCGGCGUCAGCCGCGGAGCCGCCGUUGGCCGCACGUGGCGGCGUGGUAGCCAUGGAGAAGAUCUUGAACCCCUUCCGCUUCCACCUCACUAGCGCCCGACCCUGGGUCGUACCCGCAGCAGCGGCGGGUCAGGCGGGUCAGACUGCUCCAGCAGCAGUCGCCGCUGAGCCCGACGGCCGCACAGCCGGUGUCAGUGCCGGCGGCGCCGCGUCCAGGACUGGUGUGUCACUCGACAUCGACGUCCCGGCCAUCUCGGGUCAAAUGGAGAGCUGGCAGUUCCAGCUGCUGCUGGCGGUCAUCAACGAGAGCGUGGCGGCACCGCUGCCUCGGGUGUCGCUCCUCACGAGGGGUGCUGGUGCCCGGACGGCGGUCGACGUGGACGCGUCACCAGAGGUUUCUGCAACGGUGGAUACAGUCACAGCCCUCAGGCAACAGCUGCGCUGCCUCCAGCACGAAGCAGUGGCGUUGUCCAACUACCUCAGCCACACACCGCUACAGCAGCAGCAACUCCACCGCCACAGCCCCUCGCGGCCCAGCGAGCUGGGCGGGGGCAUACAUGGCCCCAGCCCCUACACGGCCGCGCUGUUCAAGCCCGUGGCACUGGCAGCGCUGGCAGCAAGCGGCGGCGGUGGCAUGGAGGCGGGGGAGCGUCUCGCUGCGGGCGGUGCGGCUGGUGCGCAGCCCCGGGCGGCAGCCACCUCGCUGGGGGCCGUGCCCCCCGUUGUGUUGGCACAGAACCUGCUGGCGCCGCGCCCCGACAACCUGCCGACUGCGCUGCUGGCCGCACUGCGGCGCCGCAACCAGGAGCUGCUGCUGCACUGGGCGUGGGAGCAGGUGUCGGGCGCGCAGGACGGACUGGAGGCCACUGCCACGGCGCUGGUGCGUCUGCGGCUGGAAGUGGCGGCGGCGCUGGAGGACCAGCUGGGUGCAGCGGGCGGCGGCCAGGCCGGGCAGCGCCGGCAGGCCAUGACAGUGGCGGUGCGGCUGGGCCGCUUCAGCUGGGCGCUCAUAGGCCGGGACAAGGCGCCGUUCGUGCAGGCUGAGCUGAAGGGCAUGUCGUUCAACCAUUCUCUGGACCGCAACUACACCGGCACCACAAAGAUCCAGAUGCACUCGGCAGAGAUGCGCGAACUGACCUCAGGACAAGCCACCCCGCCCGCCGGCCAGGUGGCCGCUGCUGGGGUGGCAGGGGAGGUGGCCGGGCUGCCGGCAACGGCCUCACUUCCGCCUCAGCCGCCUCCGGCCAGUGCCGGCGUCGCCACCGCAGGUGGCGCAGUGGCGGCAGGGGAUGCUGGGCGGCUGCCAGCGACCGCGUCAGCGCCUGCAGCGGCGGCUGCUGCCGGCGGCGGCGGCGCGGGCAUCAGCAGCACCAUCCUGUGUUUGUGGCGGCCUGACGCAGGGCGCUCCUGGGACGACGAGCCGCUACUGCGCAUGUACGUGGUGCACGGCGGCGUGGACGCCCAGUUUGUCACGUACGAGCACAUAGAGGUGUACCUGCACCCGCUGCAAGUUCGGCUGACAUAUGCCCUGGCGCACAGCCUUGCGGACUACUUUAACCUGAAGGACGAUGACGACUUGGCGAAGGAGGACGAGGGCACGGCGGCCAAGGGCAAGCGCGAUAAGGUGAAGGUCAAGGCCGCUGAGCUCUCGGCCAGCGCUGCGGGAGCAACGGGACCAGCCGCGGCUGUGGGCCCGACAGCCUCACCAGCCAAAGCAGCUCGCACUGGCACUGGCUGGUUUGGCCGGCGUACAACAGUUGCUGCAUCAGCAGGGGGCGCGGUGGCCCCCAGCACCGCCACAGUCCAGCGCGCCAUGACGGAGUUGGGUGCUGGGCCCAAUCAAGGCUUGGACUUGGGCGGUGGCGGCGGCGGCCCUGCGGUCACACUGGUGGGCAGCAGUCCCAGGAAGGGUGUGGAUGCGGACCGGCACCACCUGCAGGGCGGGCUGACACAACGUGCACUCCAGCAAGACGGCGGCGGUGCAGCCCGCAUUGGCAAGGCAUCGGACGCAGCCAUGCCUGCAGGCGCAGUUGUCAGCGCCAAGCAGGGUGUGCCGUUGCUGGUGCGCUACGGCCCCAUGUUUCGGGUGCGGGGCGACGGCCGGUGCACCAUCCUGGUGGACCUGGCUGGUGUGCUAGUGCCAGGCACUGCGGCCGCGCCCACUACCACUGCGCCUACCAACCGCCGAGGCGGGCAGGCAAGUGGCGAUGAUGAUGCUGGCUCCGGCCUCCCGACCCGGCCGCCGCGCCGCCUGCGAUUCACCUACGUGCGCUUCAACCGCAUGGCCGCCUGCCUUACCUACGUGGGGCCGCGCCUGCGUGUAGGCGGCGGAAAGAACGGUGGCCUUGGGCUGGUGAUCGACUCGCGCACGUACCGCAACAUUGAGGGCGGCUGGCGGGACAUAUUCGCAAAGUACAAGUGGGACAUCAUCCGGUCCAUCAUCAAGAGUGUGACCGGCAUCCAGUCCAGCAAGCUGAAGGAGCUUCGUGGUGCGGGCGGCGGUGCUGCGGCAGUUGCCGGUGCCGCUGCAGGGGGCGCAGGUGCGGACGAGUCGGAGCUGGGCGCCGCGCUGUUGGGUCUGGAUGAUCUGGAGAUUGCCUACAUGCCAGACGGUCCGCCCGCCGCAGCAAUGGCGACAGCACCGGGCACGGCGCUUGGGACACUGGCCGCGGAGGCCAAGCGGCGCGUGACGGCGGCCAUCUCGGCUGGCGCCGCCACGGGCGCGCGCAUCAAGCAGGCCGUGGGGCGCUCAAUUGGGGGCGAGCCCGGCACAACAAUUCAGGGGGAUGGGCGGGUGGACGGCCAGGUCCAGGGCUCGGGUCAGGAUGACGGCCUGCUGCCGCUGGGUGCUGAGGCGGCGGACAUGGCUCGUCAGGGCAGCAGCCGGGUUGUGGUGGACUAUGACCGCAUCAUGAGGGCGGCGGCGGCGGCACGUGCCAGGGCCACCCGGCUGGCGGCACUGCUGGGAGAGGUGCCGGCGGGCGGGGUAGGCUUGCGGCGUCUGUGAAAGGAUCUGCAUGGGUCCAGAGAGUGGGCGGAUUUGACAGCUGCAGUGCCCAGUGAGACUUAUGGACAGCCUUGUCAAGCCGGGCUGAGGUGCACCCUUGGCUGGCCCUGUUGGUCAGUGGGGCGUCCAGUGAGGAAGUCCUGGGCCGCCAAAGUUUGGGGGUUCGGUUGGUCGCCAUACAUGUAGACUGUGUUUUGGGAGCCCAUUGUGGUUCCUGAGCUCAGCCCCACAAGCAGUCCAGGGGCCAACGCGCCGCCAUGUGGCUCACAUAUGCAGCAUGGGGGUUCUAUGUGCGCGUUGUGACCUGGACAUGUCAAAUGUGGACCAAACACAGCACCACGCUCAGGCUCAACAUGCACAUUACAGUACAAGAAAGCGGGGAAGGCAAAUUUGCGCAUUCUGGUGUCUGCACGUGUCCCGAGUAGGAGGGACCAGGGGUGCCCUGGGAGGGGUGGAAGCCGUUGGAAGUCGCUUUGAGCACCAGCAGCGGCCCUCCCGUUUUCUGCUGCCCGGUGGUGCUUGCCCGCAUGCACACACUGCAUAGGGCACGCUUGCACGCACAACGCACGCACUUUCAGGGCCGCGGGCUGCUGUAAAGUUUCCCAACG
Molecule: messenger RNA, 13051 nt
Organism: Chlamydomonas reinhardtii
Lineage: Eukaryota; Viridiplantae; Chlorophyta; Chlorophyceae; Chlamydomonadales; Chlamydomonadaceae
Exons: 46
Coding region: 240-12443 (4067 amino acids)
Source: RefSeq, a predicted model, not a curated record